Perca fluviatilis (European perch) is the source of this 2198-nucleotide messenger RNA. Its product is annotated as E3 ubiquitin-protein ligase TRIM39-like. The transcript is spliced from 2 exons. The record is from RefSeq and is a predicted model, not a curated record. Gene Ontology annotation, molecular function: zinc ion binding; protein binding; ubiquitin-protein transferase activity. Gene Ontology annotation, biological process: protein ubiquitination. NCBI's taxonomy places the organism in Eukaryota, Metazoa, Chordata, Actinopteri, Perciformes, Percidae. The coding region runs from base 101 to 1492 and encodes 463 amino acids.
AUUACAUCAUCUGAGACAAACCAGGUAAACAUGUUAGUUCCUGUUGAGUUGUCAGUGAGAAGAGACGCACCGACACACAGACGCUGCUCUCAGAGACAAAAUGGCUUCCAUGUCAGAGGAGGAUUUCUGCUGUUCGGUCUGUCAUGAAGUCUUUAGAGAUCCUGUUCUUCUGUCAUGUAGCCACAGCUUCUGUAAAGACUGUCUGAAGAGCUGGUGGAGAGAGAAACAGGCACAGGAGUGUCCAGUUUGUAGGAAAAGAUCAAAAAGGACAGAACCAUCUCGUAACCUGGAGUUAAAGAAGCUGUGUGAGAGUUUCUUACAGCAGAGAGAUCAGAGAGCUUCAGAGGGUCUCUGCAGUCUGCACUCUGAGAAACUCAAACUCUUCUGUCUGGACCAUCAGCAGCCAGUGUGUCUCGUCUGCAGAGAUUCAGAAAAACACACCGACCACAUAAUCAGACCCAUCGAUGAAGCUGCACGACAACACAAGAAGAAACUUCAGGAAACUCUGGAGCCCUUAAAGAAGAAGUUAAAGGUUUUUGAACAAGUUAAAGAGAAGUUUGAUCAAACAGCAAAACACCUGAAGGUCCAGGCCCGAGGCACAGAGACACAGAUUAAGGAUCAGUUUACGAAGCUUCACCAGUUUCUAGAAGAGGAAGAGAAGGCCAGGAUGGCUGAACUGAGGGAGGAAGAGGAGCAGAAGAGUCAGAGGAUGAAGGAGAAGAUGAAGGCUCUGGGCAGAGAGAUAGCAGCUCUUUCAGACACAGUCAGAGCCACAGAGGAGCAGCUGAGAGCUGAAGACGUCUCAUUCCUGAUCAACUACAAGGCUGCAGUGGAAAGAGUCCAGCAGAGCCCCCUGCUGGAGGAUCCACAGCUGCUCUCAGGAGCUCUGAUAGACGAGGCCAAACACCUGGGCAACCUGAGCUUCAACAUCUGGAACAAGAUGAAGGACCUGGUCUCCUACACUCCUCUGAUUCUGGACCCAAACACUGCUGAUCCAGAACUCAUCCUGUCUGAAGAUCUGACCAGUGUGAGACGAGGAGGAGAGAAACAGCAGUUUCCUGAUAACCCAGAGAGGUUUAAAGGUAAAUACCCCACUGUCCUGGGCUCUGAGGGCUUUAACUCAGGGACUCACAGCUGGGAUGUCGAGGUUGGAGACAGUACAGGCUGGCUACUGGGUGUGUUAGCAGAGUCUGUCCAGAGGAAGGAACUCAAACGGUCUGGAUUAUGGGCAAUAAGGUUCUCUGGAGGUAAAUACUCUGCAUGGUCAACAUCACCUCCAGACACUGUUCUCCCAUUUGAGAAGCAGCUCCAGAGGAUCAGAGUGACUCUGGACUGGAACAGAGGAAAGCUGUCGUUCUCUGAUCUUGAUACUAACACACACAUACACACCUUCACACACACUUUCACUGAGAAGAUGUUUCCAUACAUUCUCACUAUGGGUAAUAUGAAGAUAUCACCACUGAAGGUCUGUGUAACAAAACAACAGGUCUGAUAGAGUGUGUAGUUUUAGUGUGGUGAUAAUAAUAAUAAACAACUAUUCACUUCUUAAUUAAAUGUUAAUAUGUUCCAUCUUUUUAUGUAGAAAUAAUAUCUGAACUGAAAUAUAUGAUUAUAUAUGUAAAUAUGAAUGUUUAGAUGAAACAGUAUUAUUGUUGUUCUGAUCUGUCAAAGGCAUAAUAGUUUUUCUUGCAACAUUUUUGGCGCCUUUUAAAAAAACUAUUGACACUUUUUUUGUCGUUUUUUGAAAUCUUUGUCUCUUUUAAUGAGUUUUAUUCCCAACAAUUUUUCAGAUGUUUUUAUCGCGUUUUCAAAAUCCAUGCAGAUAUGCCCCCCCCCAGAUAGUUGGAGAAUCUCAACCCUCCCCCCAAUAUUGAACCCAAAGUUACCCCUUUGUGUUCUGUCUCCAUUUACAUUGUUGUGAUUGUUUUAGUGUUUAAUGUCUGUGUGUAGUUUUGAUAUAAGUCAUUAUUUUUGAGAUACUGUGCAGGUUUUGACAUCAGCAACGGCCUGAUGGCCCAGGGCAGUAAGACUUUAUGUCGGGCAAGUUGACUGUUCAGCCAAUCAAAGUGAGGAGUCAGUUCCUUAUAAUUUUAUGCUAACGUUGGGUGCAAUACUAUCUUUUCUUUUUAACUCUGUAACAGUAGAACUGAAUGUAUUUGUCUUUUGAAAUCAAUAAAUGUCUGUGGUGUGAAAUAAAA